Molecule: messenger RNA, 979 nt
Organism: Capsella rubella
Lineage: Eukaryota; Viridiplantae; Streptophyta; Magnoliopsida; Brassicales; Brassicaceae
Product: 60S ribosomal protein L6-3
Exons: 4
Coding region: 92-793 (233 amino acids)
Biological process (GO): ribosomal large subunit assembly; cytoplasmic translation
Cellular component (GO): cytosolic large ribosomal subunit; ribosome
Molecular function (GO): RNA binding; structural constituent of ribosome
Source: RefSeq, a predicted model, not a curated record
CAACUGUACCUAUCCUCCGCCUCAACUCUCCCUCCCCCCUUCACUACUCUCAGCCGGGAAAAAUUCUUGAUUCAUCUCGACAGAGAGAACCAUGCCGGCAAAACAGAGGACGCCGAAGGUGAACAGAAACCCUGAUCUGAUCAGGGGAGUUGGAAAAUACUCGAGAUCCCAGAUGUACCAUAAGAGGGGUUUGUGGGCAGUCAAGGCCAAGAAUGGAGGCGUUUUCCCCCGCCACGAUGCUAAAUCAAAGGUCGAUGCUCCGGCGGAGAAGCCACCGAAGUUCUAUCCAGCUGAAGAUGUUAAGAAACCUCUUGCUAACAGGCGCACGCCAAAACCUACCAAGCUCAGAUCAAGCAUCACACCAGGGACUGUGCUGAUCAUCCUUGCUGGUAGGUUCAAGGGCAAGAGAGUUGUUUUUCUGAAGCAACUUCCCUCUGGUUUGCUUCUUGUGACCGGACCUUUCAAGAUCAAUGGUGUUCCUUUAAGGUGUGUUAACCAGGCCUAUGUGAUCGGCACUUCCACUAAGGUUGACAUUUCUGGAGUCACCCUUGAUAAAUUCGAUGAUAAGUACUUUGGCAAGGUUGCUGAGAAGAAAAAGAAGAAGGGAGAAGGAGAGUUCUUUGAGGCUGACAAAGAGGAGAAGAAGGAUAUCCCACAAGGGAAGAAAGAUGACCAGAAAGCCGUGGAUGCAUCUUUGAUCAAAGCCAUUGAAGCAGUUCCAGAGUUGAAGAUUUACCUCGGAGCAAGGUUUUCAUUGAAACAAGGAAUGAAGCCCCAUGAGCUUCUUUUCUAGGUUUCAUAACCUUUUUUGAGUCUUCAGAGUAUCUGUCUCCCGAAGUGUUUCACCUUCUUAAUGGUUGUUUUGUUCUUGUUCACUGAUCAGAAACAUCAAAUUUUUGUCUUAUACCUUCUAUAUUUUCUGUUUUUACAUAUGGAUAAACUACUGAACUUUUUUUCAAUAGAGACUUAAAUUAUGUUA